GCGCUGCGGUCGCGCAGUGACAGCGGAGGGAAGAGAGAACACACAGGCGAGUUGUCAGCAGCGUCUUUGAAACGGGCGGAAUCAAUUGGGAUAAAAAAAAAAUCGUCUGGCUAUAUUAGCGUUUUAUCGGCUGUCGGGGAUAUUUUUAUUUUGAUAUUGGAAGAUAUGUUCAGACGAGUUGUACGACAGAGCAAGUUCCGUCAUGUCUUUGGUCAGGCGGUGAAGAAUGACCAAUGUUACGAUGAUAUCCGGGUGUCAAGGGUCACAUGGGACAGCGCCUUCUGUGCAGUCAAUCCCAAAUUUGUUGCCCUAAUUAUUGAAGCUAGUGGGGGCGGAGCGUUCCUGGUUCUUCCUCUUCACAAGACUGGACGCAUUGACAAAUCCUACCCCACAGUGUGUGGUCACACAGGCCCUGUGUUAGACAUUGAUUGGUGUCCCCACAAUGACCAGGUCAUCGCCAGUGGCUCCGAGGACUGCACAGUCAUGGUAUGGCAGAUACCUGAGAAUGGUCUUGUCACUUCCCUGUCUGAGCCAGUAGUGGUCCUGGAGCACCACUCCAAACGGGUUGGCAUCAUCUCAUGGCACCCUACAGCACGCAACGUCCUUCUCAGUGCAGGCUGCGACAACCAGAUUGUCAUCUGGAACGUGGGCACAGGUGAGGCCAUGAUCACUUUGGAGGACAUGCAUCCUGACGUCAUUUACAGCGUCUCCUGGAACCGCAAUGGCAGCCUCAUCUGUACCGCCUGUAAGGACAAGAACAUCCGUGUCAUCGACCCCCGCAAGGAGCAGAUUGUGGCGGAGAAGGAGAAGGCACAUGAGGGAGCUCGACCCAUGAGGGCAAUUUUCUUGGCUGAUGGGAAUGUCUUCACCACAGGUUUCAGUCGUAUGAGUGAGAGACAGCUCGCCCUCUGGAACCCACAAAGCAUGGAUGAGGCCAUUUCUGUUCAUGAGAUGGAUACCAGCAAUGGAGUGCUCCUGCCCUUCUAUGACCCAGAUACCAAUGUGGUUUACCUGUGUGGGAAGGGUGACAGCAGCAUCCGCUACUUUGAGAUCACGGACGAGGCGCCAUAUGUCCACUACCUCAACACUUUCACCACCAAGGAGCCCCAGAGAGGCAUGGGCUACAUGCCAAAGAGGGGCCUUGACGUCAACAAGUGUGAAAUAGCUAGAUUCUAUAAGCUGCAUGAAAGGAAGUGCGAGCCUAUCAUCAUGACUGUACCUAGAAAGUCGGACCUGUUCCAGGACGACUUGUACCCAGACACGGCAGGACCGGACCCUGCCCUGGAAGCCGAAGAGUGGUUUGAGGGCAAGAACGGGGACCCCAUCCUCAUCUCCCUCAAACAUGGCUAUGUCCCAGGCAAGAAUCGUGACCUCAAGGUUGUUAAGAAGAACAUUCUGGACAACAAGCUGACCAAGAACACAGAGAACACAGGCCCCGCUAACAAGUCUGCCUCUCCCACUCCAUCCAUUAAAAGUGAAGCCAAGCUGGAAGAGAUCUUGAAAGAGAUCAAAUCUCUCAAGGAUCUGGUCAGCAGUCAGGAGAAGCGAAUCAUCAAACUUGAAGAGCAGAUGUCCAAAAUUGCCAUUUAAAGGACCCUUUCCCAAACCCACUACAAUUCAGGACGUUCCAUUGGCUGGGAGGUAGGCGGGACCAGUCACUGCCAAUCUCAAUGACAGCGUUCCUCCUGAGGCCUGCCUCACAACGAUCCCUAGCAACAUUCCAGAUGAACUUUUUUCUUAUCCAGCCCCUAACCCCCCGUUAAGACAGAUGGAAGAAGGACGCGUGGCAUAGUUUUGCAGAAAAUAUUCUUGCUUUCUGUUGAAAGAUAAAUCUACUCUUAUUAAUUUGUGGCAGUAAUUUUUAUUAUGUGAUUAUUGUAUUAAAAAAAAGUCUUACAUAUUCCUUCUCAUUUUAGAAAUAUGACCAAGAAAAUCCCAAUGUGAACAACGUCUAUUUACUAUGGUAUACCCAAAUGUUUUUUCUAAGUAGGUAUCAGUAUUUCAGUAGCUCCAUACCCCUCUUAUACUGUUGCCAAAUUCAAAUGAAUUCUGUUUACACCUGAUUGACAGUAUUUUUUUUUCUUCGUUUUUUUCUUCGUUUUUUUUUUUUUUUUUGGGGGGGGGAGUUUCAAAAUGCAAAUGGUGAGGCUGAAUGCAGUAGACCUGCAAUGGGGGGGAGGUCACCCAUUUUAUCAAUUACUGUAAAAAACAAUUAACAAAAAAAAAGAUAUUGACUGACAAUUCAAAACCAAUUUAAGGAGAAAAUUGCUCCAGAGUUAUUCAGUUUGGCUGCAACAGUCUUUGACACUGAGGACUCUCAGACAUAAAUGAUAGAUAAUUCUCACUGUCUGUGUUGUAAAUUCAUGCCUCCUUUCUGGCAUGUCCCCUACCUUCCCCCUUCCAACAGUUGAUGUAAACAUGCAGACCUUUUGUACUGGUGAAAUAAUAUGCAUUGUCCAUUUAGGAGUAAAAGACACCAAUUUGCCGUUGUUUUACCAUUGUUUGUGUGAAAAAGGACACUUUGUAAAAUUCCUCUCUACAUUCUGAAAUCGCUCUAGUUCAUGGUGCUGACUCUGGUCCAGUGGUGAGGUGUAAUUGUGACAUUUAUGGGGUUUUAUGGAUAUAAUUUGUGUAUGUUCUGCCUUUGGGAAGACCAUUGACAUUGUGGAAUUUCAGCCUUUCCCCAGAAAAGCCCUGCAAGCUGUGCUUUGUUUUUUUUUAGAAGAGGUUCACUCACUAACCUCAAUGAUGAGUAUGUAUAGACUUGCUCAUGUUUUAAGAUUCAAGUGUAGUCAAGUACAGAUGGAUUCUCCAAAUUUUCAGUCCAUUAUGUGCCAUCGCCAUCUCAGAUUCAAACAUUAACGGUCUUGCUUGAAAAAAUCAACAGUUAAGUGAUCCCACCAUGACUUCACUUUUUAACUGCUGGUUGAUAAAGCUGCCACUCAUUUCAGAAACUAUUCUAAAGUUUUACGGCUUGAAGUAUACGCAGAUACAUGCCACAUAUGUCCUGAGCCUACUGGGUAAUGUUGUAUGGGUGUACCUUUCUUUUUUUUUCUCGUGGUUCGUCUUCACAGGCAGGAAACAUGAGGGAGGGGUUGGUUAUGAAAUGGACUCACAGCAGAAUGUGACUGAGGUUUCCCCGUAUCUCUGAUGAAUUGAAUAGUUGGGUCACUGGUUCACUGUUAAUUUUGGUCUGUUUCUUGUCCCAGCUAUGCUCUUUGCAUUUCCCUCCACUUAUCCCCCUUAGCACUUCCACUUAUUGUUUUUUUUUGUUUUUUUUUUGUUUUGCUUUUUUUUUUGGGAAAGGAUAUUCCUCCAAAUGUCCCAAGUUUAUAAAGUCGGAUAACAAGAAAAAUAUGGGCCCAUUUAGACUGUCCCCGUUUCUUAUAAUGGAUUUGCCAAGUGCGAUAAAAGCUCUGUUGUCUUGAUAUUUUAGUUCAUUUUUCAGACAGAAGGUGAGACAGGUAGUCGUUCGGUCUGUUAUUUGCCUUUAAAAAGUUUGUUACCACUGCAAAGACCUGAAAGUGCCAUAGAGGAGACUGUGGGAGUGUUGAUUAGAGGGACUGUGUGAAUAGUUUUGACUUAGAGUUGCUUAGAAGUGACAUUGGAUAGGCGCACACGUUUAACUACACUUUGAGAUGCUGAACAAAUGAAGUACUUGACGCUUACACUCUGAUCAGGGGAACAAAUUCAGAGCAUGUCAGCCCCCCUGGAUGUUGUCCAGUCUUCCCAAUCCAUCCCACAGCGCAACGCGCACAGAGCAGCAUUUCGUCUUGAGGUUUGUUGCGUAGCAUUCACAAAUGAAAUCGGAUGCCAGUUUAUACGAAUGCGCCUAACAACUGAACGCUUUCCACCACGGUACGGGUAUUUAAAAAAAAAUUAAAAAUAAAAAAAAAAGUAAAACUGGGAAGCUGUCAGCUGCAUGCGUAGCCCAUUGACUCGUUGGUAGUUUUUGAGAUACAAUUCUGAAUUUGAGCACCACUUGUUAGCAUAGACCACUAGCAAGAGAAACCUCUGAGAUGCAGAGUGCUGUGGAAACGUGGGUCUCACAGAAGACCUGUUGUCUGCGACUAUACUGCCCUAUCUCGUACAUCAAACUGCCACUAUGGCUUUGUAGCACUCUAGGCACAGGAGUCGUGACGUGAGGAUUAUUAGCUGGUAGCUGUUCAAAGGGACACCGUAGGUUGGAAAAAUGCAGUUGAAAGGUAGAUGUAUGUUUUGUAAUAAAGGCCUAGAAAAUAACUGAAAGUUUUGUAAAUAACAUGACCUUUUUCUUUUCUUUUUUUUUGUUCCUUUGUACUUUUCUUUUUCUUUUAAUGUUCGGUGGUUGUGCUGAAGAGGGUAUUUGUCUGGGAGUUGGGUUAUGGUGGGUGUUAAAUGUUUCCCCUUGUUUGUGUUCCAUCAAAUGCCAUCAAAUGCAUCGUGAGAAAAACAGAACCUCCAUUUCAUCACAGGUGUUAUCAAUAUUUGAAACAAAGAAAGUAAUCGCAGAAGAAAAACAAGACCGGGAUUAAGCCUUGUGUGGAGGUCUGCUCAGCGUUUCUGUUCAUUAUCCCUGCUUCAAAUAUCAAACGUUGAAUAUAAGAAAAAAAAUUAAUAAAGAGAUUUUAAAAA
Messenger RNA from Lampris incognitus (smalleye Pacific opah), 4614 nucleotides. It is a transcript of the gene coro1ca, whose product is annotated as coronin, actin binding protein, 1Ca. The transcript has 11 exons. Gene Ontology annotation, molecular function: actin filament binding. NCBI's taxonomy places the organism in Eukaryota, Metazoa, Chordata, Actinopteri, Lampriformes, Lampridae. Bases 166 to 1590 code for a protein of 474 amino acids. The record is from RefSeq and is a predicted model, not a curated record. Gene Ontology annotation, biological process: actin filament organization; neural crest cell migration.